CUCGACAGUUCAGUUCACUCUUCGAAGCAGAUUUUCGAAUUCGACUGGCUUGCUGUGUUUGUGUAACGUUAUACCUAUCGGGACGUUCGCUGUUGCUGAUUUUUAUGGUCCUGGUUUUUCGUUAUCUGCGAUGGAGACCACGUUAGAACAACAGCGUAGGCUGCAUGAAGAAAAAGAGCGUUUAUAUGAUGCUAUGACAAAGGAAAGCAUGCAUAAGAAAUCAGCGGUUCGUGAACAAAUCAACUCAGACCACAGAAUGAGGCAUCUGCUAGAUCGUGUUAUGGACAAUUCAGUUAGAUUACAGGAGCUGUAUGAAGACAAGGACGGUUUAAGAAAAGCUGAAAUACAAGCAAUUGCGGGUCCAAAUGAAUUUGGUGAGUUUUAUAAACGGUUACGCGAAAUCAAAGAUUUUCACAAAAAACAUCCAAAUGAAGUGUUUGUUCCCAUGUCUAUGGAAUUUGAAGAGUUGAAUCAAGCAAGAGAAAAUGCAAGCGAUGAAGCAACAAUACUUGUUGAAUUUACUGAUGAAGAGUCUUAUGGUCGCUUUUUAGAUUUACAUGAAUCACACUUGCGUUAUAUCAACAUAAAAGGCAUUGAAAAACUAACUUAUGUUAGAUAUUUAGAUGCAUUCGAUCGCUUGUUUGAAAUUCCACGAGAUAGGAAAAAUACUCAAUAUCAUGACUACAUUGAUGGUUUAUUGCAGUAUCUUGUAUCCUUUGUUGAACGCAUUAAACCUUUACUCGACUUGAAUGUCGAGCAUGAUGAAGUUUUGAAAAAGUUUGAAUUGCAAUGGGAAACAAAUGAAUUUCCUGGCUGGGGUAAAGAGGCCGGAAGUGCGAUGGCUCAUUCUGGAGCUCAUCUUGACCUAAGUGCUUUCACAUCAGCAGAAGAACUUGCAUCAUUAGGUCUUGAUAGGUUGAAGUCUGCGCUUAUGGCAUUGAGUCUGAAGUGUGGUGGAACUUUAGAGCAAAGAGCUGAAAGAUUGUUCAGCACGAAAGGCAAAACCAUGGAUGAAAUUGAAACAUCAUUGUAUUCUAAAAGUAAACUUAAAGCUGGAAAGAAGGAUUUAACAUCUCAACGCAAUAAAGAAACUGCCAUGGUAGAGGCACAAAUAUAUCACCUAGUUGAGCUUGUUAGUGAACAAAGGGCUGCCACAAGGGAUAAUGUACAACGUCGACAAGCACGUACUGAUACAGAGCGUGAUGAAGAUGAGGAUGAUGUUAUGUCUGAUAGUGAUUCAGGAGAUGAUGAGGAUGAAGUGAUUUAUAAUCCCAAGAAUCUUCCUCUUGGCUGGGAUGGCAAACCGAUCCCUUACUGGCUUUAUAAACUCCAUGGUCUUAAUAUCAACUACAGCUGUGAGAUUUGCGGAAAUCAAACUUACAGAGGACCAAAGGCAUUUCAACGACAUUUUGCUGAAUGGCGUCAUGCACAUGGGAUGCGUUGCCUUGGUAUUCCUAACACUGCCCAUUUUGCCAAUGUUACAAAAAUUGAAGAUGCGAUGGCGUUGUGGUCAAAAAUUAAAGAAAUGAAAAAUGCAGAGAGAUGGAAUCCAGACCAAGAAGAGGAAUAUGAAGACUCUGCUGGAAAUGUUGUCUCAAAAAAGACAUACGAGGACCUGAAAAGACAAGGCUUAUUAUGAGCAUUUGAGUUGUUUAUCAACUUUAGGAAAUGUGGAAAAGCUCGUGGACUUAAACUCAAUCAACCUGUGUUCUUACAGGAGUAGCAUUAAGAAAUAAACUUGAACAUUCUUGAAUCAUCAGAAAUAUUUUUUAUAUAUUUGCAUUCGAUAGAACUCUCUGGAUUGGUAUAAAUACACUGGUAUUGUCAGGUACUUUGACUGAAUUGAUAUCACUUUACAUGUCAAUAUUCUUGAUGAAUUCCACUUAUCAUUGCGAACUCAACAAUGUACACAUGGAGAGAUUUAAAAAAUAUUUUUUGCUCACCAUGAAAUGAAAGGCUGUUACCAUGUUCUUUCUGAAUAUCAGCAAAUUGAUAUUGGGUAAUUUAAUGAGCAUUGAAUUGGUGAUAGCCAAAAUAUAAUAUUGUUAAGAAAGGA
This is a messenger RNA of Styela clava, 2056 nucleotides long. RefSeq names its product splicing factor 3A subunit 3-like. The record is from RefSeq and is a predicted model, not a curated record. Gene Ontology annotation, biological process: mRNA splicing, via spliceosome. Gene Ontology annotation, cellular component: spliceosomal complex; nucleus. Gene Ontology annotation, molecular function: RNA binding; zinc ion binding. NCBI's taxonomy places the organism in Eukaryota, Metazoa, Chordata, Ascidiacea, Stolidobranchia, Styelidae.